Komagataella phaffii GS115 is the source of this 2013-nucleotide messenger RNA. Its product is annotated as Beta-adaptin, large subunit of the clathrin-associated protein (AP-1) complex. NCBI's taxonomy places the organism in Eukaryota, Fungi, Ascomycota, Pichiomycetes, Pichiales, Pichiaceae. The record is from RefSeq and is a predicted model, not a curated record. The coding region runs from base 1 to 2013 and encodes 670 amino acids. Gene Ontology annotation, cellular component: membrane coat. The transcript has a single exon. Gene Ontology annotation, molecular function: clathrin binding. Gene Ontology annotation, biological process: intracellular protein transport; vesicle-mediated transport.
AUGUCAAAGCUGGAAAAGCGCUUGAGGAAUCUAUUUUCGUCUCCCCGUAAAGGUGAAACUUUUGAACUCAAAUCGGGCCUAGCCUCUAAUUAUGCUAUGGAAAGGAAAGAAUCAAUUCGAAGAGUUAUAGCCGCUAUGACAGUAGGGAAGGACGUAUCUUCCCUGUUUCCUGAUGUUUUAAAGAAUAUUGCAACACAUGACCUGGAACAGAAAAAGCUUGUUUAUCUUUAUCUGAUGAACUAUGCAAAAACAAACCCUGAACUAUCAAUUUUGGCCGUCAAUACCUUUGUUAAAGACAGUGAGGAUCCAAACCCAUUAGUUAGGGCACUAUCUAUCAGGACCAUGGGAUGUAUUAGAGUGGAUAAAAUGGUAGAUUACAUGGCAACCCCGUUGAAAAAGACCUUGAUGGAUACUAAUCCGUAUGUACGGAAAACAGCUGCGAUCUGCGUUGCUAAAUUGUUUGAAUUGCAUAGUGAUUCCUGCAUAGAGCAGGGAUUUCUAGACAGGCUUGUUGCGCUGAUUGAUGAUAGUAACCCGAUGGUUGUUGCAAAUGCAAUUUCGUCUCUGGUUGAAAUUUCCCGGUUCAGCAAUGAUUCAAAAGUUUUGAAUCUUUCACCUGUGGUGUUAAGAAAGUUAUUAAUGACAUUAAAUGAAUGUACAGAAUGGGGAAGGAUUACAAUAUUAACCUGCCUGGCCGAUUUUGAGUCCACAAACUCAGAAGACGCUUUUCAUAUCAUGGAAAGAUGCUCCCCACAAUUGCAGCAUGAGAAUCCUGCAGUUGUUUUAGCAGCAGUUAAGGUCAUAAUCAAAAACAUUGACCAAAUUGAAGGUGAGGCGAAGCAAGUCUUGCUUGCAAAAUUGUCUUCACCAUUGGUAUCCUUACUUUCGACUCCACCAGAAAUUCAGUAUGUUGGGCUCAAAAAUAUCAAAGUGAUUCUAGAAAAGUAUCCCACGAUCCUGUCCAGAGAAUUGAGAGUCUUUUUUUGCAAAUACAGCGAUCCGCUUUACUUGAAAUUAGAGAAAAUAGAGAUUCUUAUAAGGCUAGUGAACGACUCCAAUGCCACUCUACUCUUAUCCGAACUGAAGGAAUACGCUUUAGAAUUUGAUCAACAGUUCGUUGAUAGAGCCAUUCAGGCAAUUGGGCAAAUCUCAAUUAAACUGCCUUCCAUAUCAAAAAAAGCUGUCGAUAUUUUGUACGACAUAGUAGCAUCCAGGCCUGAAUACGUGAUCGACCAAGCAAUUGUGGUGCUACAGGAAUUUUUACGCAGGUAUCCCGUGGAGUUUACUAGUAGUAUUAUCCCGAUCAUUGCAGACAUGAGUAUCCAAGAUUUUAACAAUCCAAGAGCGAUAUCUUCUUAUAUAUGGAUCAUUGGCGAAUAUACUUCAAAGAUUCCUCAUCUAGAAUCUAAACUUCAAAGAGUUGCUGAGACUUUUCUUGAAGCUGAUCCUUCUGUGCAACUAGUCAGCCUGACCACCGUUUGCAAGUGUCAUUUGUCUAAGCCUACUGCACAAACUCAACAAGUUUUGCAGCAAGUUUUGGAAUACGCCACGCAGAAGGUUGAUAAUUCUGAUGUGAGAGAUAAAGCAUUUAUAUAUUGGAGAUUGCUUUCAUUGGAGCAAGAACACAUCCAGAAGGAAGUUAUAUUGACAACUCUUCCCAAACUCGACACAAUAAUACCUCUUUUUCCAACGAGCGUUCUGAAUGAAUUGGUAAAUGAGAUAUCCAUGUUAAGCACCGUUUAUGAAAGGCCAGGAAGAGAUUUCGUCAAUACUGAUGACACUAAUCGAUAUCUCAAUCCCAAUAUACAAUCGAGAAGGAUUGAAGAAUUGCAGUUGAUAGCCAAACAAGAAAUAAUGGAUAACACCGUAAAGGCAGAACAUCUACUUGACUUCGAUGAUGACAUUGAAGAGGAUGGCCUAUCUGGAUCCAACUCCAUUGGGAUAAAUGAGUUGAAUGAGCUAAAUGACCUCUUUUCUGGAUUUAACGUUUCUCCUACUCCCAUUGAGAAGUAA